UGUUGGUAAUAAAACACAAAUCCAUAAUAUGCCAGCUUUUUUGUACUCUUAUUUUUAUUUUAUGAUGACAAGCACAUUUUUUAUAACUGCUACAACUUCCGGUUUGAAGAAUUCAACAGCUUUUAAACAUUGUUUCGAGUAAACGUUGUUUCUGUUUUAAAAAAAAAACUUGAAACAAAGAAACGUUUUGUGAAUUGCAUUGCUAUUUACACAACGUUCGACAAAAGAAUAUACCCCCGGUCUAGGAUCAGUGUGAAAAGCACACACUUCCUUUAUCAGACCCCGCUAAUUUUAUCUUCCGGACAAGCACAGCAGCAUGGCAGCAGACAGCACAAUGUCUAAUGGAAAAGAAACAGCCUCUUUGGACGGAGAGCCAGCUUUCAAGCGACCUCGGGAGAGUGGACAGGUCGAGUCCAUGCGCACUACGAAGGAUCUUAGGGAGGGUGGACAUGUUGACUCCCUGCGGACUCCGGAGGAACUUAGGGAGAGUGGACAGGUCAAGUCCCUGCGCGCUCCGAAGGAACCUAGGAAUAAAGUAACCGUGGUUCUUGGUGCCCAAUGGGGAGAUGAGGGAAAAGGAAAAGUGGUUGACCUGCUAGCUAUGGAUGCCGACAUAGUAUGCAGGUGUCAGGGAGGCAAUAACGCGGGACACACUGUGGUGGUGGACUCUGUGGAGUAUGACUUCCACCUGCUGCCCAGCGGUGUGCUCAACCAGAAGGCGCUCUCAUUUAUUGGGAACGGAGUUGUGAUACACCUUCCUGGGCUCUUCGAUGAGGCUCAAAAGAACCUGCAGAAAGGCAAAGGCCUGCAAGGAUGGGAGGAGCGGUUAAAGAUUUCUGACCGCGCGCACAUUGUAUUCAACUUCCACCAAGCUGUGGAUGGGAUCCAGGAACAACAGAGGCAGCUGCAGGCGGGAAAGAAUUUGGGAACCACCAAAAAAGGCAUUGGACCUGCCUAUUCCUCUAAAGCUGCUCGCAAUGGGCUGAGAGUCUGUGACCUUGUGUCUAAUUUCAGCGCAUUUGAGGAGAAGUUCCGUGUGUUGGCAAAACAUUUUUUGGAUAUGUAUCCAAGCCUAAAUGUUGACAUUGAUAGUGAGCUGCAGCAACUGAAGGUUUAUGCUGAAAAAUUGCGCCCUCUUGUGACCGAUGGUGUGUACUUCAUGCACAAGGCCCUGAAUGGACCCAGUAAGAAGAUCCUGGUGGAGGGGGCCAAUGCAGCCCUCCUGGACAUUGACUUUGGUACUUACCCCUUUGUGACAUCCUCUAACUGUACUGUUGGUGGAGUUUGCACUGGCCUGGGUGUACCCCCGUCAUACGUCGGGCAGGUGUAUGGUGUGGUCAAGGCCUACACCACCCGGGUCGGUGUUGGAGCUUUUCCUACUGAGCUGGACAAUGACAUUGGCAGCUUGUUGCAGUCCAGGGGGAGGGAGUUUGGUGUGACGACGGGCCGGCGCCGGCGCUGUGGCUGGCUGGAUCUGAUUCUGGUCCGCUACGCCCACAUGGUCAACGGCUUCACCGCCAUUGCUCUGACCAAGCUUGACAUCCUGGACACACUGUCUGAGAUCAAAGUCGGUGUGGCAUACUUUGUGGACAGUGAGCCCCUCCCUAAUUUUCCAGCCAACAUGGACGUGCUGACCCACGUGACCGUGAAAUACGAGACACUACCUGGAUGGUGUUGCAGUACUGAGGACGUGCGCUGCUUUGAAGAGCUGCCCCCUCAGGCCCAAAAGUACAUCCGCUUCAUCGAGGACUUCUUGCAAGUGCCAGUGAAAUGGGUUGGAGUUGGAAAAUCCAGAGAGAGUAUGAUCAAGCUUUUCUGAUCAGUUGGGGUUUUGAAACCAAUGAUCCAUUUUGGUUUUUCACCAUCACAACUGCUGCUUGGGACAAUUGUUAUUUUGUUGAUGAAUACUUUAGACAACUAUAGACCUGAUGUCCCAAAGUGUGUUCUGCCGAAAAGGAGAAUCAUCACCAGCAAUGUUAUCCGUGAGACUUUGAGGAGUGUCUUGGAGGUUCAGUUUCACAAUAACUACUCUGAACAUUAACUGUAUAACCUGCAUUCCACAGCUUCUGUGAUGUGACAGAAUACAAAAAAUUUACUAAUAUGCUGUUCAUCUUUAGUGGCUAAUGGACAGGGAUCAAUCACCCCGCAGUAACCAUCACAGGCAUCCAUAAAGCUUUUUCAUUCCAUUUAGUUUUCUUGAAAUAGUAGUACAUGUUUUAAGACUCCAUGUGAGUUCAUGUUUUAUUUGGUAUCUUUUAAAGCAAGAUUUUAAAGAACUGUGUACUUUUUUUGUACAGAAUCUUUGAGUUGUGAUAUUAAGCCGAUGUUUAAAAGAAGCCUAAAAAGGAAAGCUGUUUAUAGGCAUGGUUUGAGAUUCAAAAGGGAUGCUUUCUGAAAGACGUUUUAUAUUGAUUGUUAAGGUUAUUAUGCACUCACAGACACACUGGCUGGAUUUUAGAUUAUUCUAAUCAUAGGGGAACACCAAGUUGAUUAUGUACCUUCAGUGACCAGUUUAUUAGGCGCACCCAUCCUAGUAUUGGGUCAAACCCUCCACAACAUCCUGAAUUCCUCAGGGUUGGCUUCUACAGUGUGAUACAUCCCACACAAAUGCUACAGAUUUGUUAGUGGUGCAGUCAUACUGCCAACAGUCUGGUCCAUCUCAUCCCAGUGACACUGUAUCGGGUUGAGGUCUUGGGAUGAUGCAGGCUACUUAAGUGAAUUAAACUUGAGAUUAUCUCAGACAAGACAUGCUUUGUGACAUGGGUGUUAUCCUCGUGGAGAAAACAUUGGGACAAAUGGUUAACCUUAUUUGUAACUGGGACGUACAAGUUAUGCAUUCAUACUUGGUUCAGUUCCAUGCAGUCACUUUUUUUUUGGUCAUUCUAACGUCACUCAAACGCACUAAUAUACGUAUCUGCUUGCUUUUUAAAGGUAGCCAUCUACCAUGCUGUAAGAGCGAUCCAUUUUGUUGACCCUGGUGUUAAACCUAAUAAACUGGCUACUGACUAUCUUAGAACUUCACAAUGUUUGCUUUUCAUAAACUUUAAAUCAGUGAAAUAGAAAAAGUUAACCGUAUUCUACUGACCUAAUUGAAACCAUAAAAUGAUAAAUAAAAGUCAGUGUCAUUUU
Messenger RNA from Esox lucius (northern pike), 3129 nucleotides. RefSeq names its product adenylosuccinate synthase, like (gene adss2l). Gene Ontology annotation, biological process: IMP metabolic process; 'de novo' AMP biosynthetic process. Gene Ontology annotation, cellular component: cytoplasm. Gene Ontology annotation, molecular function: adenylosuccinate synthase activity; GTP binding. The coding region runs from base 317 to 1819 and encodes 500 amino acids. The record is from RefSeq and is a predicted model, not a curated record. The transcript is spliced from 13 exons. NCBI's taxonomy places the organism in Eukaryota, Metazoa, Chordata, Actinopteri, Esociformes, Esocidae.